Molecule: messenger RNA, 2275 nt
Organism: Dentiscutata erythropus
Lineage: Eukaryota; Fungi; Glomeromycota; Glomeromycetes; Diversisporales; Gigasporaceae
Source: the annotation of a GenBank genome assembly
AUGUUAGCUCAAAUAGGUGUAGGUAAUUUAAAAAAUCGAUACUUAGAAGAUUUGAAUGAAACUCAUGAAUUUAAAGAAGCCUUAGAGCUAUACGUUAGGCCGCGGGGAACAUGGAAUGUAUCAAUUAUUAAAACAUUAAGUAAUAAAGAGGAAAUGGAUUACGAAGCAAGAGAAGGUGAUAUAGAAGAAGUAGUUAAUGGUUUUUUGACCUCAAGGAAUGAACUCACUUCGAAUGACAAGAAUAUUCUGGAGAAAGCAGCUGAAGAAUUUUUGAUUUCAAAAGAAAAAACAUCGCUAAUUCGAACAGUUAAUGGAUUUUUUGUACCGGAAAAUCAAUUAACUUUGGAGGAUAUAAAUACUUUGAAUGUGGCAGUUAAUCAGUUUUUGGCCUUAAGGGAUGAGAAGGCUUUAAAGCUCCUGAAGAUAGCAAUGAAUGAAUUCUUAGAGUGGUUGAAAUAUAAUAUAGAAUCAUCAAAAGAAGAAAAAAUAUUGAAGAAUAUAAUCUGUAAUUUUUUGGAAAGCCCAUUUGUAUUGGAGAAUAAAUUGCCCUUGGGAAGUAAACUAGCAUUAGGAAAUCAAAUAACUACAGAGGACGUGAAAAGUUUGAAAGAAGCCUCAAAAAAAGGCAGAGAAUCUUUUGAAGAAAUUUCCAAUAAACUUUUGGCUUUAAAAGCUAAGGAAGUUUUGGAAACAGCAGUAAACGACCUCCUAAUCCGGAAACGUAAAAAAGUACUGUUAAUAUUAGGUAGUGGAGGCACGGGUAAAUCAACGUUUAAUCGCUAUCUUGCUCGUCGUCUAUGGGAAGAAUAUGAACAGCAUAGCAUUAUGCAACCUAUUCCUUUAUUUAUUGCAUUGGCGCCACUAGGAGAGUUUAUAAAUCAAAAUAAAGACUUGAUUGAAGUCUAUUUACAGAAAGAGGGAAUAUCCCUAGAACAAAUUAAUGAUUUGCGAAAAAGGAAGUUUGUAUUUAUUUUAGAUGGUUAUGAUGAGAUCGCUGAACGUGAACGUCAUUGCUAUAACAGCAAUAUGUUUUCUAAAUGGAAAAAUGCAAAAAUUAUCAUCAGUUGUCGACCAGAGUAUUUAGGUGAAGGCUACGAGAAAAGAUUCUGGCCUAAAGAAAACGAAGAAAGAGGGUUCCAAGAACUGACAAUUACACCAUUUUCUGGAGUUGAAAUAGAACAAUAUAUCAAUAAUUAUGUUAAUUAUUCCCAGAAAAAAGGCAACCCAUUAACGUGGGACGCAGAAACAUAUGUACAGCAAAUAAAAAAUAUGCCGCAAGUAGAAGAUCUUGUGUGCAAUCCUAUUCUAUUAAAAAUUACUUUGACUGUCUUACCAGGCCUUCUCGGAGGGGGAGGAAUAAUAACAUCUCAGAUAAAUCGUAUAGUUUUGUAUGACGAAUUUAUUAAAAAAUGGUUUGAACGUGCUCAAGAACGCUUGACAAAAAUUCAAUUAAAACCUGAAGAACAAAGAGUAUUUGAUUACUUAAAUGAAGAAAAUUUUUCUAGACAUUGUCUGCUAUUUGGUAAAGAAUUUGCUGUAAAGAUGUUUGUUGACAAUAACAAAAUAGUUAUUAACUAUGAUCCCUUAAGCGAGGAGACCGCAUCCGAUUGGUCAAAGCAUUUAGGAAAUAGAGAUGAGAAGAAUCGUUUGAUGCGUUUUAGUAUGCCAUUAAUUAGACGUGGAAAUCAAUAUUGGUUCUUCCAUAAAUCAUUACGAGAUUACUUGAUUGCCUGUGCAUUGUUGGAUUCGUUUAAAGAUAAGCCAUGUGAAACUUCCUUCAACAAGCAGUCAAUCAUUCCAGAACCUGCAAUUCAACAAUUUUUGGUCGAACGAGUUCAACAAAAGCCAGAAUACAAACAACCAAUGUUAAAUUUUAUUGAAUGUUCGAAAAAGGAUGAAACCGUUCAAAUUGCUUCUGCUAAUGCUAUUACAGUUUUGUUACGUGCCAAAAUACCACUUCCGAUAAAUUUAAACAAUAUUCGUAUCCCAGGAGCGGAUUUGAACAGUGGAGUUUUUAACAAAUCACAACUUGUAAGAGCUGAUUUAAGUAAUGUGAAUUUUCAAAAUGCAAAGCUUCGAAGUGCGAAUCUCGAAGGAGCAUCUCUUCAAGAUGCAAAUCUCAAAGGUGCAGAUCUCACAGGAGCAAAUCUUCGACAUUCAAAUCUUCAAGGUGUAAAUUUGCAUGACUCUUAUCUCAAAAAUGUAAACCUUGAAGGAGUAAACCUCCGAGUUCAGGAUUUCCGAGGGUUUGACCUCAGAAAUACAGACUUCUGUG